AUGGCUUUGGAAUCAGACCUUGUUUCAUGCCAACUUCAUCAGUGGAUCGACCUGAUUUUCGGUUACAAGCAACGAGGACCGGAAGCUGUGCGGGCUACCAACGUCUUCUACUAUUUGACUUAUGAAGGAGUGAUCGACCUCAGCUCAAUUGACGAUCCCGUAAUUCGACAGGCUCUUGAAAAUCAGAUCCGGAAUUUUGGUCAGACACCAGCGCAGCUGAUGACCGAACCCCAUCCGCCACGUCAGUCCAUCAUGACGAUAAGCCCGCUCAUGUUCCAGCCAAUUUCCGAAGACCUGUGCAUGAUCAUGAAAUUCAUCAGCAACAGCCCUGUUGUGCACUUGUCAGCGAACACAAACGCCCAAUUACCAAAUCCAACCGUGAUCAGUAUUACGGCAAGUUUGGGCUUCGCCCUGAACCGCUGGAACAACAACUACGCAGGCACAAACACCUCUAGACUCGGCACCCCUGUUUCUGAAUCGAAUCAGACCGCUCUUCCCAGUCUUCCGCUGACAGUGGAUCCACUUUUGGCAACAGGUAAUCCUGCUACUCCGUUAGCCCGACGACAACUCGGGGACCUGUUUGAUCAACGACUUGGUGUACAUUGGCACAAUUUCAUAACAACGAGCGAUUCAAAGUUUAUCUUUGCCUGUGGCUACCCGGACAACAGCUUCCGGAUCAUCGACACGGACAAUGCUCGUGUGCGGCAGGUGGUCUAUGGACACAAAGCGGUGGUCAGCGUCUUGGCGAGGUCAGAAUGCAACAUCACGGCAGACUGUUUCGUCGCUUCCGGUUCACACGACUGCACCGUACUGCUCUGGCACUGGAGCUCCAGGGUCCAGUACCUGGUCGGUGACCAUAGUUCUAACGGCGAGUCCGUAUCGCCGAAAGUCAUCCUGAUCGGUCACGACAGCGAAAUCACAGCCAUCAUCGUUUCUGCGGAACACGGUCUUGUCGUCAGCGCAUCGGCAAACGGCCCAGUACUGAUCCAUACCACACAAGGAGACCUGCUACGAUCUCUGAAGCCGCUCAACACCACCUUCCGACGGCCCCGUUUCUUACUUAUCUCACGCGAGUGCUACGUUCUCGUUUGCUACGAUGCUGGCAACCUUUGUCUGUUUACUACGUCCGGACGUCUCUUAAAGGAAGUGGAGACCAGGAGUCAGAUUACAGUAAUAUUUUUUUCACAUUCAUUGCACAACAUAAUAAAAGCCGUUUUAAUGCAUGUCAGUUUCUGCUUCCUUUAAAU
Soboliphyme baturini is the source of this 1247-nucleotide messenger RNA. The record is from the annotation of a GenBank genome assembly. Lineage: Eukaryota; Metazoa; Nematoda; Enoplea; Dioctophymatida; Soboliphymatidae.